GACGUUCUUAGUGAUAACUUUUCAAUGCUUAGCAUUAUCAGAAAUCCAAAAACAAUAGUGUGUAAAUUAAAUGUUCAUUUUACAUGAUAUAAGCAAAAAUCGCUAAAUCAAUUUUUAAUGCGCUACAAAUACAAAAAAUAUGAAAAAUUAUGCUUGCGCUAUUCAAACACACGGCCAUCAUACUGAUAUUGCCCUGAAGAUUUAUAGUAAUCGUAUAUUGUUGAUUAUAACACAUUUUAAAAAGUUUGGAUCAUUGAUAACAGUUAAUCGGUGUUCUGCGUUACAACAAUUUAAUAAUGGCUCAUUUUCUAUAAAGGUACUGUUUGGAAAGGAUGACAUCGAUAUUCUGGCAGCAGUUCGAUAUAUAGCAGAACAAAUUAAUGCAGAGAAACCAUUACUAAUUUCAAUAUGUUUAAAAGACUAUGAUUCAGACACUUUAAAAGCUAUUGUUGCAGCCAUAAAUAAAAUAAAACCUUGGUGAUAUUAUAAAUUAAAAAUAUAAGUAUGAGUUUAAUAUUUGGCCAAUUAGUUAUUGGCCCACCAGGAAGUGGGAAAACUACAUAUUGUAAUGUUAUGUCCAAGUUUUUAGAGAAACUUGGCAGAAAAGUAGCUGUCAUUAAUAUUGAUCCUGCAAAUGAAAACAUGGAGUAUAUACCAACAAUAGAUAUAUCUGAAUUAAUAAAACACGAAGAAGUAAUGUCACAUUACAAGCUUGGACCAAAUGGAGCUUUACUUUAUUGUAUGGAAUUUUUAGAAGCUAAUAUAAAAUGGUUAAUUACAAAAGUUUUAAAUUUGAAGGAUCACUAUCUCAUUUUUGAUUGUCCAGGACAGGUUGAACUAUAUACUCACCACACAUCAAUCAGCACAAUUGCUGAAAAAUUAGAACAAAAUUUAGUAAGACUAUGCAGUGUGCAUCUUGUAGAUUCUCACCAUUGUAGUGAUGUCGGUAAAUAUUUAUCCUCCUUAAUUCUUUGCACAACAACCAUGUUGAAACUAGGCUUACCUCAUGUUAAUGUUAUGACAAAGUUUGAUGAAAUGAAAAAAUUUGGUAAUUGUCUAGAUUUUAACAUAGAUUUUUAUACCGAAGUACUCGAUUUAAAGUAUUUAUUGGAUAAACUCGACGAAGAUCCUUUUACAUCAAAGUGUAAAAAAUUAAAUGCAGCUUUUGUGUCUCUGAUAGAAGAUUACAGUCUUGUCAGUUUUAUACCAUUAGAUAUUUCUAAUCAAGCAUUGUUGCUGCAAGUAAAAAAUGCAGUGGACAAAGCUAAUGGUUACAUUUUUGCCGGAAAUGAACCUCAAAAUGUUCAAACUUUGCUUGCUUGUGCUGUAGGAGCAGUAAGUGAAACUGAAAAAAUGUCCACGAUAGAUUCAUAUCUUUAAUAAAAAAAUUUAUUUUCUGUAUAAACGAUGGUACUUCUUUCCAUACUAAAUUGCUUCAAUAUAGUUGUGGCUAUAUCAGGUAAA
Molecule: messenger RNA, 1464 nt
Organism: Colletes gigas
Lineage: Eukaryota; Metazoa; Arthropoda; Insecta; Hymenoptera; Colletidae
Product: GPN-loop GTPase 2
Exons: 8
Coding region: 505-1380 (291 amino acids)
Cellular component (GO): cytoplasm
Molecular function (GO): GTPase activity
Source: RefSeq, a predicted model, not a curated record